GUAUUCGCUUGCGCCACAAAAAAAAAAAGAAAAAAGAAGAAAAACACAGAAGAAGAAAUAUUCUAGAAGCAUCUGAUCAAUUUUGUAUUAUUUCAUACAAUUACUGAUAAACCCACCUCUCUCUCUCUUGAAGCUUCUAGGGUUUUUCUAUCCUCUAUCUUCUCUUCCAUUUCAAUCAAUAGCACCAUCCCCACAAGACCAAAACAGCGACAGUCCUUGGUUCUCUCUCUCUCUCUCUCCACAAAUCUUCAGAUCAAUCUCGGUCCCCCAAGACCAGAAAUGGCAACCGUUCAGUUGAAUGCAUCAGCAAUUUCUGCCAAGACUUUGCCUUCUUUCCAAGGGCUAAGGCCUUCAACGGUCAGGGUCUUCUCUGUUGCGCCUUUGAGAAAGAGUGGUGGUCUCACUCAGAGGUCCUUCCGCGGCCUUGUCGUCAAAGCUGCCACUGUUGUCGCUCCUAAGUACACUUCACUUAACCCCCUGGGUGACAGAGUGUUGGUCAAGAUUAAGACUGCUGAGGAGAAGACUGGAGGUGGUAUCUUACUGCCAACAACAGCACAAACAAAGCCUCAAGGAGGUGAGGUGGUUGCUGUUGGAGAGGGUCGGACAAUUGGAAAGAACAAGGUGGACAUCGGCAUAAAGACUGGUACUCGGGUGGUGUAUUCCAAGUAUGCUGGGACCGAGGUAGAGUUCAAUGGAUCCAAUCAUCUCAUCCUGAAGGAGGAUGAUAUUGUUGGUAUUCUUGACACAGAUGAUGUUAAGGACAUGAAGCCCUUGAAUGACAGAGUUCUAAUCAAGGUUGCUGAGGCUGAGGAGAAAACAGCUGGAGGCUUGUUUCUGACCGAGGGAAGCAAGGAGAAACCAUCCAUUGGCGCAGUAAUUGCUGUAGGGCCCGGUCCUCUGGAUGAGGAAGGUAACAGGAAAUCAUUAUCAGUUUCCCCAGGAAACACAGUUCUCUACUCAAAAUAUGCAGGGAAUGACUUCAAAGGAGCUGAUGGUUCUGAUUACAUAGCUUUGAGGGCAUCUGAUGUGAUGGCUGUGCUUUCAUAGUUGUCUGGCUGUACGUGCUUUUGGUUUAUCAUAUCAAAGUUUGAAACAUGAGGGACAUCGUGUUUGCUAGUUAGUGAUUGUGCUCCCAUUUGUAACUGUUAUGCGAUAUAUGCCCUGCCCAAUUGAGUUUUGUGGUGAAUGCUUGCUAUCUGUGUGUGUGGCUUUGGCUCUACUGGUUGAUAGACAUUUAAGUCUCCUGAAAACACGAACGCUAGUAGUGUUUCUCAUCUGCUUAGGUUUUUGAGUUGCUGUUUGGAUUUGAAUCAUAUACUUCAUUUUGCAAUUUUAGCAAACGUGAAUGACAAAAUGAAAUUGGGGCCCACUGAAAUCAAACUGUUUGGA
Ilex paraguariensis (yerba mate) is the source of this 1389-nucleotide messenger RNA. NCBI's taxonomy places the organism in Eukaryota, Viridiplantae, Streptophyta, Magnoliopsida, Aquifoliales, Aquifoliaceae. The record is from the annotation of a GenBank genome assembly.